Messenger RNA from Saccoglossus kowalevskii, 2381 nucleotides. RefSeq lists its product as uncharacterized. The record is from RefSeq and is a predicted model, not a curated record. Lineage: Eukaryota; Metazoa; Hemichordata; Enteropneusta; Harrimaniidae.
AUGGAAUUUCUUCAGUUAUACGCAGUAGUGAUAAUCGCUUUAGCUACUUCCAGUGCUGUUUGGGUGCCGUCAACCGAGGCUGAUCACAUGAAACUUGUCCGAUGGAGUGACGCUGCAAUGGACUUUAUACAGAAACAAGACUGUACAAACAUGCUUAUUUCGAGUGAAAGUGAGUGCGAGAAGUUGAAGAAGAUACCUGCAUCCCAGAUGAAUUUUUAUAGCACAUCGUUUGGUAACACCGAGCAGUACAGAAGUGUGCUUCCCGAUGAAGGAUUGAGUCGUGGUGGUGAACAUGACGUUGUUCUUGCAUUGGAUCCGUAUCCUCGAGCAAAUUUUGGUCACCUAGUAGUUGUAUUUUACGUGGACUUGGAGCGAGCACCGACAAGAUGUUCGGGUCUCGAUUCAUUUUAUCUCGGAGAUGGGGAAUGUCUUCAACUGGCUCUGAAAAACCGUUGUCACAACGCCCUCCAUCGCAGUAUCGAGAGAGUAAACUUUCGAAAGAGAUGUGAAAUUAACUACCUGCCGUUAGUUAAUCUAAAAAAUGACGACACCAAGGUUCAAAAGUUAGAAUGCAGCAAUGACGUCACUGGGUUUGCACCAUGCCCCACAAUCCACCGAACUGACCUAGAAACGAACGACCUGAUGGACUGCGAGCUCACAAGUAAUUCAAGACGUUGCAUUGGUGGAAACCUACAACAGGUUCGUAGUCACUGCAAAAUAUGGGAGAUAUGUGACCAGGCCAUACUUAUUAGUGGCGGUUGGAGCAGUCAGACAAUGCGACCAUGGAGCGAAGGCAACACACGUCUUAUGUACAAUAUGUUGAGAAAUGAAGGGUUCAAGAAACAACGGAUAACAACUUUCUAUGCUGAUGGUAUUAUGGAUGAUCACCAGCCUGAAGACACAGACGAGCUGACAUCGAAUAAUUUCUACCCGGCGUCACAGAAGAUACCCAUACGCAAUUUGAUAACAGGAUUUUGCAAAUCCCCACGAUGCGUCGACACAUUGGUUAUUUACCUAAACAACCCAAUGACAAGUGACGGUAACAUGUUGUUAUGGGAUACCAACGGCAACGGAGUGGCAGAUGAAUCGGAGACGUAUUCCGUGCGUGAAUUGAUGUCAGAUUUGGAGGAUUGUGCAACCAGUCACGUUUACUUAAUAGCUGAUAUGAGCUUUGCUGGCGCCAUCAUCGACGAGUUGUCAGAUUCCCAACAACACGGCAACGUAGCGGUAUACGUUAGUAGCGAAAACAAUCAAUAUUCGUGGAGUGGAGAAUACACCAACUACUUGACAGGGUUAGACCACACCAGGCAAUGCAUGGGUAAAAUUGUUAAGGACAACUCUCGCCCAUCUAUGAUGUCAUCACCGGCAUUCUGGGAAGGUGCUCCGAAUUCUGCCAACACUACCAUAUAUGGCGCACCUUGUCACUUUGCGAGGUUUUUCACAACGCGGGAACUGCGGCGAGAGUACAUGGGCUGCCAAAAUCUGCCGACGGCCAUGUGGUUCAUCAAAUUUGCCCAAGUAGAUAGUCGAUGAGCCGAGUGACCUUUGUAGAGCCUAUAUAUACAAAUAUAUAUAUCUGCCAAUUUAUAAAUAUAUAAAUAGUACUUCUACUAUAGAAUGCAAGUUGAAUUAUACGUGGCAUAUAAUCCCGAAAUAAAGGUGGACGUUUCACGCGUAGAUUCCGGAGAAUAGCUUUGCUGGGUUCGCCCUUUCGUGGAAAUUUCGAAGCAGGACAUUUUCAUGUUGAGCGCAAGACGUGUUAGACUAUAUGUCAUGACGCCAGGUCACAGGGAGCGUGUCGGGAUUGUCGUGCUACUGGCUGACUCAUUUUCGUUGUGACUAGUUAAUAUAUUUCUUAGUAAUAUAUAAAUAUGUAAUUGUAGCUUGGCUCACUAAAAUCACGUGACUAAUGUAAAUUGUAAAUGUUUUAUGCCAAAGCAGUCAUUUUGAGAGAUUCUCAUGAUUCCGUCAAUUUUUUGUUUCCAUUUUGCCAUUGGAAUACAUUGACAAAGGAUGGGUUCAUGUGUGAUACAUAGUGCGGUAUUUCAUUGAAAGGUAGAAACACUUGCCACGCACUACUGGUGUAGUCAUCACAAUAGUAUACUUUCACGAGGACCAUUUAAUCUAUGAUGAUGUGGGAAGUCUUGAUGGACAGACACGCCCUCUAUCGGCAAUGUACUAUAAUUGAAAAAUUCAAGUCAUGUCUGUCGUUUUCUUGUAUAAAGUUUAUUGUAAUAUUAUUAUUAUUAUUUUUUCAAAUUUGCCUUUAGUAUUUGAAAACUCUGAACACUACACAUGCAAUAUGAGAUGCUUUGAAAUCAUUUUACUAUUGUACACAAUUCACGCAUGUAAGAUAACAAAUAAAGUAAUUCAAGUUUUCU